AAUGGGAGAUUUUUUAUAAAAAUAAAUAUGUGUAUCACUAUUAUAUAAAGUGCUUAAUUUAUAAAAUACGCUGUAAGUGGGGGAGGAUCAUACGAUGGAAGAGAUGAAAACAUUAAAACUGGGCAAUGGUUUGAGUUGGAUGAAGAAUUUAAUGAUUCUAAAUAAAUCAUUCAUAAAGGUAGUUACAAAAAUGGUAGAAAGAUUGGUACAUGGGAUAUUUUUUCAAUUAAAAAGGGUGCCUUAUAUGGUUUUUUUUAUUAUAAGAUGUAAAUAUAUUAUUAAAAGAGGCCGAUUUUAAUGUGUAAGUGGGGGUGGAUAGUAUCAUGAAACAAAUUAUGGAGUUAAGAUCGGAUAUUGGGUUGAAUUAGAUGAGGGAUAUUUUAAUGAUAAAUAAGUAACUCUUUGUGGUCAGUAUAAUUUUGGUCAUAAGGUAGGAAGAUGGGAUAUUCUAUAUAGAGUAUCAUUUGAAGAGUUUAAAUAAAUGUAAUCAAUAUAUUUAUGUUUGCAAUAAACCAUUCUGUAUAAAAAGUGGUGGUGGAUUAUAUGAUGAAUAAAGGAGUGGUUUAAAGAUUUAAAAUUGGAUUGAAUUAGUUGAAGGAUUUUAGUGGAAAAAAUAAGUUACUUAUAGAGGUCAAUUUGAAAAUGGUAGAAAAAUUGGUAGAUGGGAUAUUUAUUAUAAAAGCUAAUAAAUGUAAUAAUGUUAUAUAAAGUGCUCAAUUAAUAAUACUUGUUAGUGGGGGAGGAUCAUUUGAUGAAGGAGGUCAUAACAUCAAAAAUGGGUUUUGGAUUGAGUUGGAUUCAGGAUUUAAUGAUGCAAAAUAAGUAACUCAUAGAGGCUAUUUUAACAAUGGUAUAAAAGUUGGUAAAUGGGAUAUUUGUUACAAAAAUAAUUGCAUGUAACAUGCUUAAUAUUAACAAAUAUGUAAUCAGUGGUGGGGGAUCUUAUGACGAAGGAGGUGAAAGCAUUAAGAUUGGUUAUUGGACUGAGUUGGAUAAAGGAUUUUGUGAUGCAAAAUAAGUAAUUCAUAGAGGUGAAUUUUAAAAUGGUAGAAAAAUUGGUAAAUGGGAUAUUUUUUAUAAAGAUUAAUAAAUGUAAUAAUUUUAUAUAAGUGGUCGAUUAAAAUACUUGUUUAGUGGUGGAGGGUAUUAUGAUGGAUAAAGUGGAAACAUUAAAAUUGGUAAAUGGACAGAAUUGGAUAGUUAAUUUAACGAUUUGAAACAAUUAAUAAUACUUGGGCAAUAUUAAAAUGAUAAAAAAGUUGGUAAAUGGGUAGAAACGAGAACAAAUAUUGAAAUAGCAUCAAUUUGA
Messenger RNA from Paramecium octaurelia, 1309 nucleotides. The record is from the annotation of a GenBank genome assembly. NCBI's taxonomy places the organism in Eukaryota, Ciliophora, Oligohymenophorea, Peniculida, Parameciidae.